AUGGCGCCUCUCCAUAAGCCAGCUAAUCAACUGGCACAACAGAAUCCGGGAUUUUUGGACGCCAUGUAUGCUGCCUUUCAAGCCAUGGCCACUAGAGCUCAAAAUGAGCGGGCGGUUGAGGAUAGGAAGCAAGGUUACUUCCAGAAAUUUAGGCGUGCGGCUAUCCCCUUGUUUAACAGUGAAGGAGGACCCCAGGAAAUAGAGUUCUGGUUUGACUCUAUAGUCAAGCACUUGAGUACUAUGGGAGUCCCAGAUGAAUACUGGGUGGAAUUUGCAGUAAACAAGAUGGAGGGCUUAGUAAAUACUUGGUGGAAACAGGUCAAAAGAAGAAUAGAUGUUGCAAGACUGACCUGGGAGCAGUUUGAGAUACUAUUCAAUGAGCAGUACUUCCCUCGGAGUUAUAGGGAUGAAAAAGCAUUGGAAUUCAUGUCUCUGCUGCAAGGUGACAUGUCUGUAAGGGAGUAUAAGGCCAAGUUUAAUGACCUAUCCUAUUUUGCGCCAUCUUUGGUGGAAUCUGAACACCUUAAAUGUCUUAAGUUUGAGAAGGGCCUCAAGAACUCUGUGACGAGACCAUUGGUGGCAUUCAGAAUCUGGAAUUUCUGGGUUUUGGUGGCUACUGCUACUAGGGUGGAGCAGGAUAGCAUAACCUAUCACCAAAGCAAAGAACUAGCUGGACAAGUUUCAGCUUCUGGCGGACCAUCAACUUCCGGCGGGCCACAGCGGAGUGGUAGAAGGAACCGCAACCAGGGACAACCGGGUGGGGGAGUGAUUAGUGGUGGCAGUAGUUCAUCAGGAAGUGACAGAAGUGCUCCAUACGGGCCCAAGUGUCACCAUUGUGGGCAGGUGCCACACACUCUUUUGUAUCAAGCUCUUUCAUUCAGACUUUGA
This is a messenger RNA of Morus notabilis, 888 nucleotides long. RefSeq lists its product as uncharacterized. NCBI's taxonomy places the organism in Eukaryota, Viridiplantae, Streptophyta, Magnoliopsida, Rosales, Moraceae. The record is from RefSeq and is a predicted model, not a curated record. The transcript is spliced from 2 exons. The coding region runs from base 1 to 888 and encodes 295 amino acids.